UUUCUUUAUAUAGAUGGAGGAAAUCUUUUUGAUGUGGAUGACGUGUGAGAUGACAGAUGGAAUGUACCACAGCAGAAAGGGUGGAUGGUGCCACACAUCAUUGUACCUCGUGCUCCCUACGCCAUUCUUUUCCUCUUUUCAGUCCUUGCUCUCUAAAUUCUACUGAAAUAUUUCAAUCACGCCAAUUCCAUUGCACUGGACUCGUGUUUCUUAUUCUGCUUAUCUGAAGCCGAUUAAAGGUGCCAGCCAUGGCAUUGAUGUCCCAUCCUGGUUCAUCUCACAUCAUCCAUUCUGAGGUUAUACAGUGUAAAACUAGAUACAAUGGAGUUAAUAGCUUUGCCAACACAUUUGAUUCAGCCAGAAAAAAGGAAACCUUAUUAGGUCUGCGGUCCCAUUCACGCAGUUCCCUGAAGGUGAAACCAUGCUUGAGUUCUUUUGGCACUGGAGUGCGAAGGAGGCAAGAGCGCCAGGUAACUGUUGCUGCAAGUCCUCCUACAGAAGAUGCCGUUAUCUCAACUGAGCCACUUACAAAAGAAGAUCUCGUAGCUUACCUUGCUUCAGGUUGCAAGCCUAAGGAAAACUGGAGGAUAGGCACUGAGCAUGAAAAGUUUGGGUUUGAGAUCGGAACAUUAAUCCCCAUGAAAUAUGAACAGAUAGCUGAGCUUCUAAACGCUAUAUCUGAGAGAUUUCACUGGGAUAAAAUAAUGGAAGGUGAAAACAUUAUUGGACUCACACAAGAUAAACAAAGUAUCUCGCUGGAGCCUGGUGGCCAAUUUGAGCUUAGUGGUGCGCCCCUUGAAACUCUGCAUCAAACUUGUGCUGAAGUCAAUUCUCAUCUUUAUCAGGUUAAGGCUGUUGCUGAGGAGAUGGGGAUUGGAUUUUUAGGAAUUGGCUUCCAGCCCAAAUGGAGGCGUGAAGACAUACCGAUAAUGCCCAAGGGAAGAUACAUAAUAAUGAAAAAUUACAUGCCCAAAGUUGGUUCGCUGGGACUUGAUAUGAUGUUUAGAACAUGUACCGUCCAGGUGAACCUGGAUUUUGAUUCUGAAGCUGACAUGAUAAGGAAGUUCCGGGCUGGACUUGCCUUACAGCCUAUAGCUACAGCAUUGUUUGCAAAUUCACCAUUCACUGAAGGGAAACCAAACGGCUAUCUUAGCAUGAGGAGUCAAAUAUGGACAGACACUGACAAUAAUCGAGCUGGAAUGCUUCCUUUUGUCUUUGACGACUCCUUUGGGUUUGAACCGUAUGUAGAAUAUGCUCUUGACGUCCCUAUGUACUUUGUCUAUCGGCAGAAAAAGUAUAUUGAUUGUUCCGGAAUGUCCUUCCGGGGUUUUUUGGCUGGGAAACUUCCAUGUCUUCCAGGUGAAUAUCCAACUCUCAACGACUGGGAGAAUCAUUUAACAACAAUAUUUCCGGAGGUUAGGCUUAAAAGAUACUUGGAGAUGAGGGGUGCUGAUGGAGGACCUUGGAGGCGGUUAUGCGCGCUACCUGCAUUUUGGGUUGGUCUCUUGUAUGAUGAGGUCUCUCUACAAAAUGUUUUGGACAUGACAGCAGAUUGGACUCCUGAGGAAAGACAAAUGCUUAGAAAUAAGGUCCCAAAGAGUGGGCUAAAGACACCAUUUCGUGACGGGCUGCUGAAGCAUGUAGCGCAAGAAAUUGUCAAGUUUGCUAAGGAUGGCUUGGAAAGAAGAGGCUUCAAGGAAACCGGAUUUUUAAAUGAAGUGACUGAAGUUGUUAAUACUGGUAUAACUCCAGCCGAGAAACUCCUUGCUCUGUACCAUGGAAAGUGGGGACAAAGUGUCGAUCCUGUAUUUGAAGAGCUGCUCUACUAGAGGUCGUUUGUGGAUAUGAUUUUAAUAUUUUGUCUCUUUCUAGGUGAUCAGGAAUAUUAUUGACAUGACAGAUUAGUUUUUCUUUCUUGUGUAUCAGAUAUUACUAUCUCAAGCAACCUUGUAUUUUGGGUGGUCUUUUUCAAGAUCGGACCAGGACGGUGUGAACGUGCCUCCCCUGGUACUAAGCCUCGCGUGCUAUAUAAUCAGUUGGAAGCUGAAAUUUUUCAUUGUACCCCGCAGAACUACAUACAUACUUCUCCGAUUUGAACCCCACCCGAAUAGGAAAGGUUAGAUUUAGUUUUGAUGAAGAUUUCUUACUCUUAAGGUCAGCUUCUGCGUCUCUCAUUCCUCAUUUGUUUCGCUUUCUCGUUGCUUCGUGUUGUGCUAUGUAUGUACCUCGUCGGGGCGUGCAUGAAUAAUUUCCAUGCACUGUUGCAUUAUAUGAGUAUAAUCCAAUGCAAUUUGAUUACCUAA
Messenger RNA from Salvia miltiorrhiza (redroot sage), 2303 nucleotides. Its product is annotated as glutamate--cysteine ligase, chloroplastic-like. The transcript has 16 exons. Gene Ontology annotation, molecular function: glutamate-cysteine ligase activity. Gene Ontology annotation, biological process: glutathione biosynthetic process; modified amino acid biosynthetic process. Lineage: Eukaryota; Viridiplantae; Streptophyta; Magnoliopsida; Lamiales; Lamiaceae. Bases 249 to 1829 code for a protein of 526 amino acids. The record is from RefSeq and is a predicted model, not a curated record.